Malassezia restricta is the source of this 918-nucleotide messenger RNA. RefSeq names its product small subunit ribosomal protein S23. NCBI's taxonomy places the organism in Eukaryota, Fungi, Basidiomycota, Malasseziomycetes, Malasseziales, Malasseziaceae. Gene Ontology annotation, molecular function: structural constituent of ribosome. The record is from RefSeq and is a predicted model, not a curated record. The transcript has a single exon. Gene Ontology annotation, cellular component: mitochondrial small ribosomal subunit. The coding region runs from base 1 to 918 and encodes 305 amino acids.
AUGCCGCGUCAUAUUCCUGGACAGGUAACGCAGAGUGUGAGCCGUUUGCUAGAGGGGCAGUACAUAAAAAGCCCACCAGCAUGGUAUGAUGCCACACUCCGGCAUCCACCUGUGUACCCACCGCCUCUCAGCUCGCGUGUUCGGCCGGACAGCGACUUGCCUCGUUCCUUGCAAAGCGAGGCCCGGAAAGUACCUCACUUGGCCGCCAACAAGGCUGGUCGUCGUUCCCAUCUCAACUCUCUGAAAAAGCUGCGCUCUCAGCUUCCACCGCUGCGACCACAGCCGAUUGUAUAUGAAGGUGACCGCAUUCGCCGUCAAUUCUUCCGUGAUCAUCCUUGGGAAGCUAAGCGGCCUAGGAUGCUGACGGAAACGGAUUAUACGCUUGAGGAGCCCAUAUCACCCACAUUGUCGCGGGGCCAGGUUCCCGAGCUGUACAUGUGGAGCCGUAUCAAUCCCUCCGUCGAAGAUGUUGUGCAGUGCACGCUCAAAACGGCUGAAUGCACAGACAUGUCUCUCUCGCAAGCAUACAGGCGCACCAUCGCGUCGUACCAUGCCAUUCAUGCUGAGCGUGAGCACCGCAUGCGCCAUGCUAUCCUCGAAGCACGCAGCUUGGGUGCUGAGUUUGGUCCUACAGAAACGGAGCGUGGCUUUAUCAAGGAAUCUCGUGAACUGGACAAAUGGGCCGCGCUGAAUCAAGGCGUGCAGCUGGAAGAAGCAACAGAAACGCCGUCCAAGCGUGAGCAUCGCGUGAAGCGCACAGAUAUGGCGUUUACAAAUGGUGCGGCGUACAUGGACUCUGCUCAGUCGCUCACGUCAGGACAAGCUGUGCUUGAACAACACACUGCGUCGGAGCCCACCCCUCAGCCAGCACAUACGAGCUCUCCAGAUGAUUACCUAGGCAUCGCCUCGCGUGGGUAG